GUAGCCCUUAAAAAGCGAUUUCUGUAAAGAAAUGCAGAUGUUGUUUAUGCUCAAAGAGCAACAUUACACACUAACUAAAGUUAAAUCAACCACCCCUUUAACGUUUUAACCAAUUACAAGGUGUUUGGUCCAAUUAGACCCAACAUAUGAUUCUGUGAUUAUUCACAUUUCUCUUCUUUCUCUACAGACAGAAAAUGGGGAUGUUCUGUGUACACACUGUCUUCAUAAUUGUAAUAGCACUGACCUUUAUAACCUUGUGUGACACAAUCAAGCCCACUCAGAGGCCAAAGUACCAGUACACCAAGAAACCCCCUAGAGAGGUGGUCCAAACUACUGCAUAUGCAGGCAAGCCUACAGUCACAGCACGGAUUGUGGACUACACCAAAACAAGAGAGCGCUUCCCUGCAUACAUCACAGAGAGCACUACACUUCCUGCUGACAACUAUAUAGACUACCCUACAGAUACCACCGCAUCUCCAACAACAGCAAAAGACAAUUACACACUAGACUAUAAUGAAUGCUACUUCAACUUCUGCGAGUGCUGCCCUCCAGAGAAAGGCCCACAAGGGUUCAAAGGAGACAUAGGACUGCCAGGCAUACCUGGGGAAAAGGGAGCACCUGGACCCAAAGGUCUACCAGGUCCAAUAGGGCCAAAGGGCAUUCCAGGAUCUAAAGGGGAUAAAGGAGAGAAAGGUGAUCAAGGAAACACAGGACUCUCGGGAUCUCCAGGCAUCCAGGGAAAGGCUGGAAUGAAAGGUGAGAUGGGUAUUAAAGGUGAGAAGGGUGCAGCUGGCCUGCCAGGAUUCAAAGGUUCUAAAGGGGAAAAAGGAGAUCCAAAUCUGAAUGUGUCAAAGGGUGAUAUGGGAGAGACAGGCAAAGAUGGACCACCAGGACCCCAAGGCAUGACUGGUGAAAAGGGUGAAAAAGGUGAUAGAGGGGAGUGUGGUUUACUUGGUGAGAGGGGCCAGAAAGGUGAGGCAGGUGACCCUGGACCACCAGGUGUGCGUGGAGACCCUGGUCCAUCUGGGCAACACGGUAUGCAUGGAACUCCAGGCAUCGCUGGAGAACGUGGGGAACCGGGAAUUCCUGGAGCAAAGGGUGAGCCAGGAGCACGUGGGCCACCAGGAAACAAAGGUAUUAGAGGUCUGAGGGGAAUAAAGGGUGACCGUGGCCCCCAAGGGAAACGUGGAGACCGAGGCCUACGGGGAAUGAAGGGUGCUAUGGGUCAAAGUGAAUCGAGAGUACGUUCUGCUUUCAGCGUUGGCCUAUAUCCCAGCAAGUCUUUUCCUCCUUCGGGAUUUCCAGUUCGCUUCGACAAGAUCUUCUACAAUGGAGAAAACCAUUAUGACAUCAUCACAAGCAAAUUCAACUGCACCUACUCAGGAGUUUAUGUGUUCUCCUACCAGAUCACAGUGAGAAACAAGCCACUUCGUGCUUCUUUGGUGGUGAAUGGGGUGCGUAAGGUACGUUCGAGAGACACUCUACAAGGUCAAGACAUUGACCAGGCAUCCAAUCUAGUGGUCCUGAAGCUGGAUGUCGGAGACCAGGUUUGGGUAGAGACGCUGAGAGACUGGAAUGGUGUCUACUCUAGCAGCGAGGAUGACAGCACCUUCUCUGGGUUCUUGCUCUACCCUGACUAACGCCCUCUCUCCAUGUAUAAACCAGGGCUAGAUCUUGAACUGAACUUUACAUGAUAUGGACAUGAGAGGAAUUAGGCUUAGUGUUGUUAUCAUAGAGAGAAGGAAGUGUACUGUUUAAAUGAGCAUCAGCCUACACUAUUGAUUUCAUUGUGUUAACCAUGCCAGAUAGGCUAAUUUGAUUUCAAAAUUAAAUCUUAUUUUGGGGAAAGAACACCUAAAAUACAUCAAAUUGUCAUAUGUGUUGUAAGAGCACUGUGCAACUCUUUUUGUACUGACUGUUUUGGACAUUCAGUAUAUGUUAAAACUUUCUUUUCAGAAAAUAAUUGUUUUUAUGAGGUGAUUAGUCUUCUUAGACAAUUAUUUUAUCUCUUGGUGUACAGUCUUUAUGUACCGAUCAGAGAUCAGGCAUUUUGACAACAGAAAGUGUGACUGAAUGAUCCUGUACAUCAAUGAGCCUCUAAGAAAGGGCAUAUUGAUUAUUCCACCCAACAUUUUCAAUGGAGGCAUCAUUCCUUAAACAUUUGGUUACUCAUAGGGUCAACAAAAUAAACACAAAUUGUAACAUCAAAUCAUAUGUAAUAUAUUGUAUGGAACUUAAAUCGCAAUGUAGGCUUUGGGUUGUUGGGUUUCUGAGCACAUAAUAAUAAAAUCAAGCAAGGAAUAUCACUUUGAUUAAGGCUUCACUUUCCUCACAACAAACUGAAAAUGCGCAAAGUCUUUCGAUUCUGAAUCUUACUUGAAUGCAUCAUCAUCAGAAACCUAUGUUAUGGUUCCAUAAGACUUCCUCAGUUAAAAUUAUGGUUUUCUGAACACAGAGACAGAAAUGAAUUUUUAUUCUUGCGUUUGGCAUGUCCUCAGUUUAAGUCCUGUUCCAAAGCCUAAUGGGAUAUUUAAUGCAGAGUUUUGCCAUGGCUCAGCAUCCUGUUUCCCAACAGGUUUCUCUUCCCAGUGUGUAGUUUAUGUGUUGGAGAAUGAGCCAAGUGUUGUUUUUCAUGCAGUAGUAUUCC
Messenger RNA from Megalobrama amblycephala (Wuchang bream), 2647 nucleotides. It is a transcript of the gene otol1b, whose product is annotated as otolin 1b. The transcript is spliced from 4 exons. The record is from RefSeq and is a predicted model, not a curated record. Gene Ontology annotation, molecular function: protein binding. The coding region runs from base 195 to 1640 and encodes 481 amino acids. Lineage: Eukaryota; Metazoa; Chordata; Actinopteri; Cypriniformes; Xenocyprididae.